Messenger RNA from Maudiozyma barnettii, 3009 nucleotides. It is a transcript of the gene SUM1, whose product is annotated as Sum1p. Lineage: Eukaryota; Fungi; Ascomycota; Saccharomycetes; Saccharomycetales; Saccharomycetaceae. The transcript has a single exon. The coding region runs from base 1 to 3009 and encodes 1002 amino acids. The record is from RefSeq and is a predicted model, not a curated record.
AUGAAAGCGACAAAUAUUGGUGAAAUUUCACAUAUCACCGCUGCUGUGAAUGACACUACUACAGAAUUGAAUGAUAUAAAACAAGAAGUUCGCUCAAUACAAGAGCAACAUGAAGAAAUGCAAGCUUUAAUCAUCUCUAGAGAUACAACAGUAAACGGUUCUGUGAAAGAUCUUUUGGACACCUUACGAACCAUCUCCUACAAUCAAACUGUCCUGGAAAAUAAAUUGGAAGAUGCUUUGAAAAACCAGAUGAAUACUGAUAUUUUUGUUAAUACCAUCAAUGAAAAAUUACAAUCCUUGACUCAAACUGUAACAAAAUUACAAUCCUCUUCUGUGUCUCCUACUGUGGUAUCAACACGUUCAUCAGAACCUUUAUCCACUACUAGCAUAUCCCAUAGUUCAUUAAUGACCUCUAGGAGAGGACCAGGAAGACCUAGGAAAGAUCUUUCAUCAGGUCGUUAUACUCGAGACAUUAAUGGAUUUCAAAAAAUAGCACCAAUACCACAAAAUGGCAAAGUUUCACUUCCUUCUGGUGAUGUAACAAUACCAAAAUCAAAAAGAUAUUUCACUGACCCGAUAACAAACACCUCUAAUAACAUAAGGACGAGAAAAAUGUCGAAGACUAUAGGUUCACCCCCAACUCGUAGUGCAAGUGCAACUCCUGCAAAUAAUACUUCUUUUUCUGCUACGGCAGCUGCAGCUGCUAGAUUGUCAAAAUCUGCUGGAGAUGUGACAUUCUCUUCACCAACACCCAAAAAAAGAAGAGGAAGACCUCCAAAAAAGAGAACAGUAGAUACUGUCAUAAUAACAACAACAAAUGAUGAAGAAGAAGAAGAAGAAGAAGAAGAAGAAGAAAACAACAUUUUCCAAAAGGAACAUUUUGGUGUGGUAAACCCCAACAUUAAAGUAAAAUUAAAUUUAAUAGAAAACAAUGAUCCGAAAACUGUGAAAAAUGAAAUAAUCAAUAAAUAUGAUACUACAGAAACUUCGGUCGAUGCAACACCGAUGAUAACCCCUCUUAAUACCAGUCGUUAUGCUACAAGAAGCCACACUGCAAAAUUUCAGGAUCCCAGUUCCGUGGUUUCAGAUGGCAACUCAAGUGCUGAAGAAGGUGAUAAUGGGAAUGGUUCAGAAGGAGAAGAGAAUAAAGACGUAGAUAACGAAGAAGGUCAAAGUGAGAAUGUCGAUAAUGAUGGCAAUGCAUACAAAGAACUUGAAACUGGAACUGCUGGUGGUGUAAAUGUAGAUUCAAACACAGAUGAAGAAAAGGUGGACAAGAAAGAACGAGCCAGUAAUGGAAAACAAACAAACUCAGAGCUAAAUAGGCAACAAAGGGAGUUAGAGAAACUACGUGAUCCUCGUGAAAAGAUGUUAGUGAGUUUGAAGUACAAUGAUAGAGACAGAGCUAAAUCGUUUAUCAAAUCAAAUCAAAAAUUAUUACAAGCAAUGAGAGAUGAAGAAAAGAAAAGGAGGAUGAAUUCUUUUGCCAUAGAAAACAAGAAAUCAAAUGAUCUAUUGAUGCUAACCCCAAAAUUAACUUCAAACAAAAUAUCAUCAGCACCUGCAUCAACACGUAUGCGCGUAUUAACUCUGUCGUCUCACCCUGAUAAUAUACGCGUAGGUGGGUCGCAUGUCGGACCUCCUAUUAAUGAAGCAAUUAUGCCAGGGUCUGAUAUAGUGUCUCGUAGGGAAAAUUCUUCGAAUAACGAACCUCCAGAGGGUUCUCAUCCUGGUAAAAAUGAAAAUGGUACUGAUACUUCUGUAUCUAAGAAGAUAAGCAACCUUGAACCAUCAGAACUUGAUGAAGAAGGUAUUAAAAAGGGUCAAGGGUUACUUACUACACCUGGUGAAGUCAAAGAUAGUAAUGGUAACGAUUAUAUAAUUGGCCCAAGAAAGAGGGGAAGAACCAAUUCGUUGACAUUCAAGGUUGCUGACGGAUCUAUACUAGAGCCCGUUGAAUACGAAAAUAAUGACCAAAGUAAAUCGGGAAAAAAGAAAAAAACAAUGGCUUCCUCUCCUCCACCUUCCGAAGCGUCAACCAUUGAAUCUAAAGUAACAACACCUUUUCCAGGAACGAAUACGAGCAUGGCAUCAGUCAUUCCUUUAGGAAAUAGAUCUGUAAACGAGUCAAAGGGUGGUAAGGGACCACAAGAUGCGACCAUAAUACAUGAGGGCUCUUCUGGUCAUCCUGCCGCGACUGACUAUCAAACGACUUUAUUACUUGGCGCACCAAUUGAGUUGGUAUGUAGGGAUGGUUUCUUUUUCCGCCGUAAUUCUCCAAAGGUUCCAAUUACAACUGGAGCUUAUUUAGAGUUUAGAUUUAUUGCCAAGGAACAAGAGCUUCUCAAAACAAAAAAGGGAAAUAUGAAGAAGGAUAAUGGGAAAGGAUUUAUAGUUGCUACAUUACCAAAACAAGAUCGUAGCAAUUCACUCUCAUUCAAGAAUGUGGUAUCCACAGAAACAGAAGUGGCAUUUAAUAUCUUAGGAAAGACGACAUUGACAGAAAAAUAUGUUAAUUCUUUGGAAUAUUUUUUGAUGGAGUUCAGAUGGGAAAAUAAAUUAAUUAGGUUAGGUUUGAAGUUAAGGGAAUCAAAGAGAACGUGGCAGCGGAGAAAGGCAUUAUUUGCAUUAUUUGAAUUCUGGAGAGAUCAGUCGAGAGAUAAGAGAGGAUUUCCAAACUACACUGUGUUACAUGCUGUGAAGGAGAUGGAAAACUAUAGGAUAUUCAUCAAUAGAUCUGUUUCAUGGUUUUAUAAUCAUAUUACCCUAUUAAAGAUGAUUCUAUACGAUCUAUGUUACAAGACAGAUUCUCAGUGGAGAGAGUGGAUGUUCCCCAAGGAUUCUAAACUGCCUGUUUUGGGAGAUAGUUUAGAUGAUGGUACAAAGAUCACAGAAGAAAAUAUAAAUGAAGUGAUUGACAAUUUGCUGGUAUUUGAUUUCCUAGAUGAUGGUACAAUGAAUAGGCAAGUCAAGUCAUCCCAAGUUAUCGUUCCGGAACACACGAAAUAG